CCUCUUAAAUUGCACUGUACAUUUGUUUGUGUAUGUGUUUUCCCAGGAGCUUUCGAUUCUAACUUACAGGCAACAUGAAGCUUUUGAUCUUUGGUGUGAUUCUGAUUGCUACACAUACUGGAGCCCAAGAUCUGGAAAAAAGGCCAGCUGUUUGUUACACUCAGUGGUUUGACCGGGACAAUCCCACUGGGAAUGGAGAUUAUGAAACCUUGAAAGACUUGAGAGCAGAGUAUCCAAAAAAGAUCUGUUCCAAACCUCUGACCAUUCAGGCUGCAACACUCACUGGAGUUCCUGCAGAAAGCAUUGGACAAGUGUUUCAAGUGUAUGACACAGUUCUUGGAUUUGCCUGUGUCAAUUCUCAACAAAAGAAUGACGAAUGCUGCUUGGACUAUAAGGUGCGUUUUGGAUGCCCAUGCCCUUGGCCCCCAAUCAAGCCUGAAGUGGAUACAGGCAACAUGAAGCUUUUGAUCUUUGGUGUGAUUCUGAUUGCUACACAUACUGGAGCCCAAGAUCUGGAAAAAAAGCCAGUUUGUUACACUCAGUGGUUUGACCGGGACAAUCCCAAUGGGAAUGGAGAUUAUGAAACCAUGAAAGACUUGAGAGCAGAGUAUCCAAAAAAGAUCUGCUCCAAACCUCUGACCAUUCAGGCUGCAACACUCACUGGAGUUCCUGCAGAAAGCAUUGGACAAGUGUUUCAAGUGUAUGACACAGUUCUUGGAUUUGUCUGUGUCAAUUCUCAACAAAAGAAUGGAGAAUGCUGCUUGGACUAUAAGGUGCGCUUUGGAUGCCCAUGCCCUUGGCCCCCAACUCAAGCCUGAAGUGGAUGUGAUCCCAGCCUAGAACGUUUACUUAGAUACUGCACACAUGCAUGCUUGUUUCUUCAGCCAUUUUAUUAAACAAUUUAAAAGGCUGUUUUUCUUUUAAAAAUGUCUAAAAUGUCACUGAGUAUAUCUUGUUUUUGAGAUGAUUAACUUUUUCACUUGUAUUCUUAGACACUUGGUGAUUAGGUUAUUGACUGUAGCAUGUUCUUUGUAUGCUUUUCUCAUUACAAAUUAAAGAAUGCAAACAUAUGGGAUUUAAAUCAUACUUUAUCUAGCCAGUUACUUUUCAAAACUAUAGUUUAAUUAAUAGAAGUGUCAG
This is a messenger RNA of Ictalurus punctatus (channel catfish), 1140 nucleotides long. RefSeq lists its product as uncharacterized. NCBI's taxonomy places the organism in Eukaryota, Metazoa, Chordata, Actinopteri, Siluriformes, Ictaluridae. The transcript is spliced from 10 exons. The record is from RefSeq and is a predicted model, not a curated record. Bases 75 to 818 code for a protein of 247 amino acids.